Molecule: messenger RNA, 1579 nt
Organism: Boeremia exigua
Lineage: Eukaryota; Fungi; Ascomycota; Dothideomycetes; Pleosporales; Didymellaceae
Product: putative epoxide hydrolase 2
Exons: 7
Coding region: 207-1340 (377 amino acids)
Molecular function (GO): catalytic activity
Source: RefSeq, a predicted model, not a curated record
CGAGAAAGUAAUCAGAUUGAACGUCGAUCUUGAGGGCACACGGUCUUGAGUUUAAUGAGCAAAAUUCAGGGUAGAAUGAUUUGCUUGCGACAACUAUUUAUAAAGACAGCGCCGUUCUCUCUCUACUACGACCCGUCCAGGAAUUGCAGCAAACAGUUAACAGUCAACACUAGCAAAUUUGAUCAAAUAUCGAAUUGUUAGUUGCAAUGAUUGCCACGCUCAAGACUCUCCUUCUAGCAAGCAGCUUCUCGCUUGCGCUGGGAGCAUCCGUGCCGACGCGCCGCGCAGAAAACUCAACAUGCCAGUUUAAUGUAAACCUUGACACUACGGAUAUUGCAAACACCAGUUACGUGCGCAAUGUAAAGAACGUCAAGCUUCCAGUCUCAGGAAGGACGUACCGCUACGUUAUCAGCCCGCCCUUCGAGCAAGAGAAGCCGUACCUGCUGUUCCUCCAUGGAUUCCCGGAAUCCUCAUACAGCUGGGUCAAUCAGAUCGAGUGGUUCUCCAGGAACGGCUACGGAAUCAUAGCACCAGACUUACUGGGUUCUGGGGGCACAGAUGCGCCCACUGAAUUAGAGUCCUACAAUCUGAAAUCAAUGGCUGCUGAAGUUGCUGAACUGCUUGACUGUGAAGGUCUUGAAAAGGUAGUUGCUAUUGGACACGACCUCGGAUCUUUGUUACUUUCCCGCUUUAACACAUAUCACUCCGAAUAUAUCUCUGCUCUGUCAUUUCUAGACGUCGGCUACGUCGCUCCGGGCUUCGAUUUGAACCAAAGCUAUGUUGAGAACUUCAACAAUAUCACCGAAGCUGGAUUUGGAUGGCCUAUUUUCGGAUACUGGUACUUCUUCACAAAGUCAGAGACGCCCGCGCUCAUGGACGCAAGGUUGGACUCCUUUUACUCCCUGGCCUACACGUCAAACUACACGGCCCAGAAGGAAGAAUUUGUCAAGGUCGGAAAGUUCCAACAAUGGCUAGAAGCAGACAGACGAGCCCCGUUCGGCAAUGGAUUCAUCACCAACUCGACCCGAGAGCAAUGGAAAUCUAUCGUCACCGCUCAGGGAGGUCUUGAGGCUCAUCUCAAAUGGUACCGAUCAUUCGUCGAGGGAAUCAACACUGCAGACGAGAAAGAGAACGAAUCCAAACCAGGCAUGGUUGAAGCGCCUCUUCUUUUCGUCGCAGCGAAUUUCGACUACGUUGGUGUCCCCUCGACGCAGAUGAUCACCACUCUGCCGUAUGCGCCCACCAUGCAGUUCAGGACAGUCGAUUCUGGACACUUUGUCCACAUUGAAAAGGCGGAUGAAGUCAACCAUCAUGUCCACGAAUUCCUCCUGAGCCUUUAGAUUUGGGAACACGUGAAGGAUCCAUCUGUACUGAGUAGUUUUGCCAUUCCUUCGUACCCUGUUACAUUCCGUACGAUUGGCAUCUUAGGCUCACUUCCUACUACUGUACAGAUGGUAGAUUGUACAUUGUUUUGAGUUCGUUUGAGUAUGUCGUAGUUGCAGGGGUAGAUCUAAGAUUUGCUCAAUUGGUUUACCUUGUUAACAUUGUAGCUUCUAUCCCUAAGAUAAUAAAGAAUUGU